CUUCCGCCUCUUUCCUUUCCCGUUUAGCUUCCAACAUGGUGAGUUUUCCAGUGUUUUGUUAGUGAUUAAAUCAUAAAUCAUCUUUUAAAUAAAAAAUGGCUCGUGGACCUAAGAAGCACUUGAAGCGUCUUCAUGCACCAAAAGCAUGGAUGUUGGAUAAAUUAGGAGGUGUGUACGCACCUCGGCCAUCCACUGGACCUCACAAACUUCGUGAGUCCUUACCUUUAGUUAUUUUUCUACGUAACCGUUUGAAAUAUGCUUUGACCAAUACCGAGGUUACGAAGAUUGUUAUGCAGCGUUUAAUCAAAGUUGAUGGAAAAGUACGCACAGAUCCUAACUACCCAUCUGGAUUCAUGGAUGUUGUUUCAAUUGAAAAAACUGGUGAAUUCUUCCGUUUGAUCUAUGAUGUUAAAGGACGUUUUGCCAUUCAUCGUAUUUCAGCUGAAGAAGCUAAGUACAAACUCUGCAAAGUAAAGCGUGUACAAAUGGGACCCAAAAAUAUUCCAUUCUUGACAACACAUGAUGGCCGCACCAUUCGCUACCCAGAUCCUUUAAUCAAAGUAAACGAUACUGUUCAGGUGGAUAUUGCCAGUUCUAAGAUCACAGAUUAUAUUAAGUUUGAUUCAGGAAACUUGUGCAUGAUCACCGGAGGUCGUAACUUGGGGCGUGUCGGUACUGUUGUCAACCGUGAAAGACAUCCAGGAUCUUUUGAUAUUGUACAUAUCAAGGACAGCCAAGGCCACACUUUUGCUACUAGAUUGAAUAACGUUUUCAUCAUUGGUAAAGGCUCUAAGGCAUACGUUUCAUUACCUCGCGGUAAGGGAGUGAAACUCAGUAUUGCAGAAGAACGUGACAAGAGACUUGCUGCAAAAUCUGCACAUUAAUGUGAGAAUUAAAAUAAAUUACUAUAAAAAA
Molecule: messenger RNA, 915 nt
Organism: Ctenocephalides felis (cat flea)
Lineage: Eukaryota; Metazoa; Arthropoda; Insecta; Siphonaptera; Pulicidae
Product: 40S ribosomal protein S4
Exons: 6
Coding region: 96-884 (262 amino acids)
Biological process (GO): translation
Cellular component (GO): cytosolic small ribosomal subunit; ribosome
Molecular function (GO): structural constituent of ribosome; RNA binding
Source: RefSeq, a predicted model, not a curated record